AUGGUGAGCGAUAGCGAAGCAGAGAAGACGAUCCAGAAGGAGAAGGAGAAGAAGCAACUAUUAGCUUUAGCCCCAAUCGCCAAACCCCUUGCCGGCAAAAAGCUCUGCAAGCGCACCCUCAAACUCGUCCGCCGAGCUGCGGAACACAAAUGCUUGAAGAGAGGAGUUAAAGAGGUGGUUAAAACCAUCCGGCGCGGUAACAAAGGAUUCUGUGUAAUAGCGGGGAAUAUAUCUCCUAUUGAUGUCAUCACUCAUGUUCCAAUCUUGUGUGAAGAGGCUGACAUACCCUACAUAUAUCUUCCCUCAAAAGAAGAUCUUGCGAAUGCUGGAGCCACCAAGAGGCCAACGUGCUGUGUUCUGGUGCUAACCAAGCCUACCAAGGGGGAACUCGGCCAGGAGGAACAAGAAAAGUUGAAGGCGGAUUAUGAUCAGGUUGUAUCGGAUGUUUCUGAACUUACUUCCUCUAUGUUUUGAAGGACACAACAUAAUUGUCAAGUUUGUAUUCUGUUACUCAUGUAUUUCAUUUUGGCUGAUAUACCAUGUGGGUAUUUAUCUAUCUUUUGAAGCAGUAACAGCAGGGCAAUUGCUUUAUUUAUGUUGCGUCCAUGGAAAGGAUAAAGUAACUCUAGCCAAGUUUCAGGGUGUGUUUGGUUUGUG
Molecule: messenger RNA, 657 nt
Organism: Ilex paraguariensis (yerba mate)
Lineage: Eukaryota; Viridiplantae; Streptophyta; Magnoliopsida; Aquifoliales; Aquifoliaceae
Source: the annotation of a GenBank genome assembly